CGGGGAAAGCGGCUUUUCCUUCGCCGGCUUACAUCACCAGCCCCGCUCCGGCUCGGCGGCUGCGGCUCCGGGGCCCCAAAGGCGCCCUCUCCUCCCCCCACCGCGCCCCCGCCGCCACCCCCGCAGCGGAGCAGCGCCGCGGCUGGCCGAGGGGGCUGGGGAGGGGGGCACCAUGCCUGGAGGCCGGGCAGCCAAGGACCAGGCGCCUCCCCCUCCUCCCUCUGCCCCCCUACUGCGCUGGGACGAGGUGCCCGAUGACUUCGUGGAGUGCUUCAUCCUGUCGGGCUACCGGCGGCUGCACUGCAGCGCCCAGGAGUGCCUGGCCUCGGUGCUGCAGCCCACCAACGAGACGCUCAACUUCUGGACCCACUUCAUCCCCCUGCUCCUCUUCCUGAGCAAGUUCUGCCGGCUCUUCUUCCUGAGCGGGGCCGGCGAGCUGCCCUUCCACCACCCCUUCCUGCUGCCCCUCUGGUGCUACGCCUCGGGCGUCCUGCUCACGUUUGCCAUGAGCUGCACGGCCCAUGUGUUCAGCUGCCUCUCGCUGCGCCUGCGCGCCGCCUUCUUCUACCUGGACUACGCCUCCAUCAGCUACUACGGCUUCGCCAGCACCGUGGCUUAUUCCUACUACCUGCUGCCCGGCCUGCGCCUGCUGGACGCGCGGGCCAUGAGCCGCUACCUGCAGCAGCGCCUGGGCUGGCAGCUGGACUGCAGCCUCCCCAUCGCCCUCUACAGCGCCCUGGUGCUGCCGGUGGCCUUUGUGCUGGCCGUCACCUGCACCGUGGCGUGCUGCAAGAGCCGCUCCGAGUGGUGCGCCUACCCCUUCGCCAUCCGGACCUUCGUCUUCGCCAUGCCCCUCAGCAUGGCCUGCCCCAUCAUGCUGGAGAGCUUCCUCUUCGAUCUGCGGGGGCAGAACCCCACCCUCUUCGUCUACUUCUACAGGCGCUACUUCUGGCUCCUGGUGGCCGCCUUCUUCAACGUCAGCAAGAUCCCCGAGAGGAUCCAGCCGGGGCUGUUUGACAUCAUCGGGCACAGCCACCAGCUCUUCCACAUCUUCACCUUCCUCAGCAUCUAUGACCAGAUGUACUAUCUAGAAGAAGGGCUGUUGCAGUUCCUCAAAUCCCCACCUGCCUCCCCUACCUUCCUAGGCACCAUUGGAUAUAUGCUGCUCUUAAUGCUUUGCCUGGGAAUGGUCAUAAGGAAAUUUUUGAACGUUGCAGAUCUCUGCAAACAGGACUAGGUGGCCAGGUAUAUUUAUUCCUAUUGUGAUUCCUGUUCUUAUUCUUUUUAGAGGAUGCUGCAAAAUUUAAAUGAAAUCUACAAAGGAGCCUGGUACCUUUCUAUUGAAAGUGGUUGUUUCCUCCUGUCAGUCACUGAACUGCUAGAAUACUACUAUUACUCUUAAAACGACUAGGUUCCCAAGGGAAGAAAUCAAGCACUAUUGUUUAUAACUACUCCUACAUUGUUGUUUAGGACACAAGGUGAAACCAUUUAGCACUACUGUUUAAUUUGCUAGGAAAAAAAAUGCAUGAACUGUGAAGGCCCCUUUACUAACUCUAGACUGUUUAGGAGAUUGUUUAGGACACAAGGUAAAACCAUUUAGCACUACUGUUAAAUCUGCUAGAAAAAAAGAAUGCAUGAACUGUGAAGGCCCCUUUACUAACUCUAGACUGUUUAGGAGAUUAUUUAAAUCAGCAAUAUAUGCACCGGCAUCAGGAUUAUACACACAGAUUUUUAAUCAAAUCCUAUGUGGAAUUCCCUAGCAGAUUAUGCACUGAAGUUCUUCUUCUGUACUACUGUAAUAGCUCUUUGAGGUCACAUGCACUGGAACUGGAUUUUAAAUGCAAACAAGCUGACAGCUGUCCAUAGUUUUUCCCCCCCUAGUGUUAUAGCCUUUGUGGCAACCAAGCUACAGUUAAGAUUUUAGAGAGAAAGGUAAAAAACUACUGUGAACUAUUAGGGAGCUAUAAUUUGAUCAAGGGAUUUUGGUCAUUUUGUGCGACUGAAGUUUGAAUGGUUGGUAUAGUCAUUCCAAGGCAAAAUAGAAAUACAGAGCCAGAUUCUUAGCUGGUGUAAAUUGGCACAGUUCCAUUGAAGUCAUUGGACCAGAAGAGGAUCAAGCCCGGAGAACCAAAACCUAAUUUCCUACUCACACAAAGCUCCCAUUGACUUCAAUAGGAGGUUCGUGGAGCUGAGAACAUGAUUUCACCCUCAAGACCCUAAUCCAACAACAUCUGAUUUAUUUUUUAAAGUUAUUAAGUAUAUUAACCUGAUUUCUGCUUCCCCUCUUUUUCUUCUCUUUAGUUAGUUGGGGCCAGAUUCUGUCACCUUAGACUACUGUAGAAUAAGAUACUACGGAAGAUGCAUAGGAACUACUGAACGUGUUAUAGGAGGCAGAAUCUGGCUCUAGAUAAGUACUCAGUUUUAUAUUUUGAUAUCCUUCCCCCGCUGCUUCAUAAUUCAGUUUACCUCUGCGGCAGCUGGACAUUUUAAAGCCCUACCUAAGUGGCUGUGCUGUGGAUGUUUCAGAGGGCAAAAGUUUUAAUUGGGUGACUCUUCCAGUUUACAGGUUAACAACACCCAUGAAUAGAUUUUUUAAAAAAUACGAAUUUGCAGUGUCUUUGCACAGUAACCCAGGUAUUAUCAGCAAAGAGAUGACUUAAUUAUUAACAACAUACUAUUGAUACUAAUAAAGAUUUUGUAGAUUAUAAAUGGAUGGGGUUUUAAACAGAAAUAUUUUAAGGUUAUAUGACUGGACAAACAACAAGCAUGCAAUAAUAUAAUACAAGGAAAUUACGGUCGAAGUUCAGGUGGCAAACUACUUGUUAUGCUCCAUUUUAAAAAUGUAUGAUGUCGCUACUUACUGGAACUCUAGUCUUAUAUUGCACAAUAACUUAACUACUCUUUAUACAGGGCAGAUUCAUCUCUACCUGUGGAAAUACAUUUCUGCCUAUACAUUUGUUUUAAGAUAUGAUGCAUCAAGCCCUAAUUAAGUAUUUGGGGCCCAAUCUUGUAGUCCUGAUUUAGGAAAAAACUCCCAUUGUCAUCAAAGGGUGUUGUGGUUUGAGUAGGGAUUGCAGGAUCAGGCCCUUAAUUUGAGGUUGGAGUCUUCACACAAACAUGAUUUUGAAGGCUGAAUGCAUCAGUGACUGUCAUAUAUAGAGGGAGCUCCUGUGAUGGUUCUCAAGGUACCCAGGACAGAGUCACCUUAUUAUCCUCCUGCCUCCAGAGAGAGGGAAACUUGCUUGUGCUUAACUGGGUGUUAGCUCCUUGACACCACCAGCCUGUUAGCCACACAAAUACUUUCUUCUGGGCUAUACCAGCCCUUACUUUACCUUGCAGGUUAACAAUAGGUGCAGCCCAAUCCCCAAACCCUUUGAGGUGUUCCCUUGUAAUGUCCAACCCCUUAUCCACUAAAUACCAUGUCACAGAAAUACCAGGUCUUCUGCCCCCAAGAGAACAGUGUACACACCAACUUUUAUGAUUCAACACAGGAUCGACACCUUGCUUAAUACCACAGCACUGAGAUAUAUUUAUAAUGAAAAACAAUCAUAAAUUUAUUAUCAGAGAUUCAAGAGCUGGUGAGUAAGGGUAAUGGAAACACAAAGGUUACAUAUAAAACAAAAUCAUAACACACUUUCUAGAGACUAAACUAUUGUCUUAGCCUCCUUGUCGAAUGAAGUUUCUCACCCAAAGCCUUUUUCAACAUCUUCAGUGAAGGCUGGUUGUGAUCCCAUUUUCAUUAAUGUAAACACACUGCCCAUUUACUUCCUAAACCCCAGGAUGGUGGGGUAUCUACUCUGUUCCCCAAAUAUAGUUCAGCAAACCUUUGAAGUAUAUCUGAAGAUAAGUUUCUCUUCCCCCUGCUGUGUUUCUCUGUUAGUUUCUUGCGGAAAUUCUUAUAACCAUCUGCAUUCAUCUUAGAUAGGUGAUGGAAGACCCACUGUGAAUGACAAAAUACUUCAUUUACAUUUCAACAGAGAAUACAUAAAUAAACAUCCCUUAUCUGACAGGAAACCUCUAUCCACCCCUGCUGUAAUACAGACUCUAAGAACAUAUUUUCAGUAUACAUACAGAACUCCUUACAUAGUACAGUAUUUGUACCUACAUUUCACAACAAUGACAAUGAGCAGUGUGACCCAGCUUUUCGUUUAAGACCUCACGUAACAUUCUUUGGUGAACCAGAAUAUACAUACCAGAAUCAGGAUAAUAUUGUAACCCCCCUUGCCAGUUGGCAUUGAGGAGGGCUUGGGUCACUCCAAAAACCACCGCUCUCAUAACACAAGGAGAUUUUCAAAGACACAAAAACCCUUUAGAUGCUCCACUUCCACUGAAAGUCAAUGGAAGUGGUGCAUUUAAACUCCCAUUUAUGCCUUUGCACAUAUUUCCCAGAAUGCGUAUCACUAGAGUCCUUUAUGCCUGAGCAGAAGCAGACGUUUUCCAGUGUGACUUCCAUUAAGACCCCUUGGUCCAAUGACUUCUUCCACUCUUUUCAGAUAGGACUCAGUUGGCAGUCUUUGUGCACCCAAAACUUUCACUGAAGUCAGAGAGAGUUUCAAUCUGGCAAGGAGGAUUACGCCUAUCAUGAGUUAGGGCUGCUUGAAUCCAUAGAUAAAUUCUCCUCUUCACUGCCUACUUUUGGGGUUGUUUAAGACAGAGAAUUCAUCCUUCCCCAUUCCAUGACAUUCAUCUGGUGAUUAUUGAGGCAUUUUGUGGCCCAAUGAGAUGCAGUUUUUCUCAUGACCCAAGAGGUGGAUAAUAGAAGGAAAAGGGAGUACACUUCACCUUAUUUUCCUACAUAUUUUUUACAUUAUUGUAGUUUUGGUUUUAUCGAGCUACAAUAUUUAAUAGGAUAUGGCCCAAAACAAAUAUAUCACAUUCAUUCUUUGUCAGCCAUGGGUCUGCUAACACACAACUUGUGGAAGAGCCACUUGAGGAGUCAUGAAGCAUGUGACUAAAUUGUGUAAAUCCGUGGUUCUGAAACUGUGGUCCAUGAGUAUUUAUUGAUGGUCUGUAGAGAGCAGGCUGGUCCCAUAUACCUGUCUCCUUGUUUCCAGCUGCUAAACUGCAGUAAAAGAUGCUAAAACUACAUUAAACACUUUCCUGAUAUUACUUAUCCAUGUAAAUGAUUAUAGUUUCCCAAGUGGUGUUACUCAAUUGCCAGUAAGAUAGGAGGUGGUCUGCAUAGUAGUCAGUAGGAGGGGAGAUUAUCUCAAGGACCAGUCUCUCUAUUAAGAUGUGGUUCACACUGAAAAGUUUUGAAAAUCUUUUAGAUAAAUACAGAGUCAGCUCAGGCAGCUGCACCAUGUUCCAAACUCCCCGACUUCCAAGGGAGUCCUGAGUGUGGAGCCACUGCAGGAUCUGACGCAUGACACUGUUAGAACAUCUACAUAUAUUAUGCACAUAUACAGUGAGUUUGAAAUUAAUGUUGAUGUUUCAGGUAUGAUUCACCCGCAUUAAAAGAAGACAUUUUUAUUAGUUAGAUGGCUCAUCCAAGCUUCAAAAUAAAUUAUUUCUUUUAAAGAUUUUUUUUAAGAGAUGGCAUUAUAGCAUCCAACCAGCAAUGAAGAAACGUACGAGAAAUCAGAAACGCCAGGAAGAACAACUCUCAAUGCUAAGAGACAGCUCAGAAACAGCUGAGAGUAUAAUCCAAAUGUAGAGAAAGACUUUAAACCAUAUUACAUAAUGAGUUUUAUUUGUGCUUGUCAGUAACAAUGUAGAGGGCAUCUUGAGAAGCAAUGUCAAAAAGGCCAUGGCUAACUUGUAAAAAUACAUUUGAUAUUUGCAGUUAGGCCAUGUGAGAUCAUCUAUAUAUAUCCCCAUUACAGACAACAGUACAUGGGCUUGGAUUAUCUAUGGUUGCAAGUAUAACUGGAAUCUUACUUCCAUUCAUAAAUUGUGGCUGUAAAUCCCACCUGAUUUAUAGAUUUGUGCUCAAUAAGGCACCACUAGGUAAUAUUCAGGACAUUGCUUCAUUCUGAACAUUUGUAUUUCAGCAAAGUUUUGAGGUGUAUUUAACAUCUAAGCCCAUCUGUAGAAUGAUUUAUGAAUGCUGAUCGCAAAUGCAGCUUUCUGAUUUACUGUAUUGUCAAUGCACUGGAUGUAUCAAAGGGUGAGUGAGUACAGGUAGGUCUGCCUAGGUUUCCAGAAUUAUAACUAAUAUUUUUUUGUUUUAAAUGCAGAUUAAUAUUAAAUGGUUACAAUGAUAAUUGCCACAUUUCUCUGCAGAAUUUCUAGGGAGCUGUUACUUGAAUGUUUAUAUUUAUUUGUUGAAGGGCACAUAUGUGGAUAACAGCACUAUCUGAUAUAUUUGAUGGCCAGUUUUUAAUGAAUAUAGACAAAAUAUAAUUGAGUUAGGGAGGCCAGAAGUGGGAUAAACCACCCUCAAUUAUGGGACCCAUUUCUGCUCUCAUUGAAGUGAAUGGCAAAACUCCUGUUGGCUUAAAUUGGAGUAGGAACCAUUCCUAGGCUUGCAAUCAUACCUAAGAGAAUUCAGUGCAUCCACAGUCAUGUCCAGAGCUUAGACAGUAGGUCUGCUUUCUAAUAGCUAUGAGCUUGGGGAGCAUUGUAGGGGACAAAAUCUUGCAGGGCAUUGUAUAGGCACCUGCCAGAAAAUGCACACCUAGCAUAGAGAGCAGAGAGUGAAAGAUUUCUGCUCCAAUCCUGAAGAGUGGGUACUUCUCAGACCUUUUGUGAAAGGAGUCAUGGAGGGCUGGCGUCUAGGGCUCAGAAGCAUGACCUAUGCUUUCUAUAUGCUUUUCCUUUCUUGGCCCAGCAAUGGUCCCCAUCCUGACACACUUGUGCAGGUGUGCACAGACCACGUGUGGGGCUGCUGCUACACAGAAUGUUGGUACACACCAUUAUUUUGUAAUGAAUGUGUGCCCAGCACCGUAGCUUAGAUAGUGACAUGUCCAUGAGGAAUGACAAGCUUCCCAACUACAUGUAGCAUGUGAACUAGAGUAGAAAUUACUCCUGUGAGUUACACAGCUGGUCUGUAGAAACUCUCCUAUAGUGCUAUGGCAAUACUGGAAUUCUUCACGUGGGAAGCUUGUGUAUCCAUUUGAAUGUUAGAAUCUAGAAUGCCGAGCCAGCUCACAGCUGUUUCACAGCAAGGCUAGCAUCUGAGCUCUGGAAACAAGGUGAAAGGGUAUGGAUACACAGAGUUCUAGUCUGCAUGCCAGGGGAGAGAUUUGGCAGUUAGAACUAGAAUCAUUAUUAUGUUUUCUCAUGUGAGAGUUGAUUAUUUGUUUAAAGUUCCCCGCUCAUUGUGUCUGUGCUGAAUUCAGCCUCAUUUAUCAUGUUUAUGUCAACAGAACCUAACAAAAGUGUGAGUCUGAUAGUUUGCUUUAUUUUUAUGUAUAAAUUCCAUUGCAGUACAAUAUUCCAGGCUGUGCAAUUGUAAGGAAUUAUUGCAUUUCAUGACUGGUUAAAGUCAUUGGGUUGACAUCCACAUGCCUUAUAGCACCAAAUAAUGCAUACAGUAAUAACCCAGAUAGCCACAACAUGUCUUAUUGCCUGUAACAGUCAACAUGAUCAAGUGGUCUGAAGAGAGGCCUGAGAACCAGGAGCUCCUCCCAUCUGUAAAGUGGGAAUAAUAAACCUUACCUACCUCACAGGAGUGUUCUGAGGAUUAGCUAAUGUUUGUAAAGCGCUUAAUAAAAUGCAAAGUACUCUGUAGGUGCUAAGUAAUAUUCAUUGACACAAGGAAUGUCAUAUUCGAAGGGGCUUUUAAUCUCCCUGAGAGAGGACCAUGGCUCUUUCUAAAAUCAGGAACUGCUGGACAAACAAGUGGGCUGUGUACCCUAUCUAUCCUCCUCAUAGUCCUACCUCUAGAAGAGCCUGAUUCUGCUCCCUUUGAGAUCAAUGGCAAAACUCCCACUGACUUCAGUGGGCACCUCAGAAGGCCUCAAAUGAACAGUACACCUUUCACAAGCCAACUAAAUGCAAAGGAGUCAGCGGAGAAGCAGGGAGGAAAGCAAAAGAGGCUUGCUUUUCUUUUAUAAAUGCCGACUAGUGAUUCAUUUGUACAGAGCAGCCCUUUAGCGUUCAUGAGUCCUGGUUGUUCAUUUGGGACUUGAUCCUAUUCCCAGUUAUUGUGAUGACAAUGGGGAAAGAUUUCCAUUGAUGUAAAUGGGAGUAGGAUCUGGCCUCAUGGCCUUUGUGCUCUGUUAACUCUUAUCUCAGUGAUAAAGACCUGCUGCACCAGUCCUGAUUAAAUAAGUAAUAUUUAGGGAAGAGUAAACUUUGUUCAUUUGUUGGAUCGAUCUAACAUACAUACACCCCAAUGACUUCAGCCAACUCAGGCCUUGCCCUUUACAUGCAUCAAAACUGAACGUAACGCAUCUGACCCGUCUCUUCAUCCAUUUUGCCCUUCUCUCUAGAAAUCCUCUAGAAUCACAGCUACAAGCAGCACAGCUGCAUAACUUUUAAGGCACAAUUUAAAGCUAAGGGUAUGAAGUGUGGGGCACCAUCCUUUAUAUACUCAGGUGAGAUGUAAGAAGAUAAGAAGGUUUUACAUGGAUCAAAAGAUACAGACCUCCUUUCAAUAUGUUUAUUUCUGCUGGGGCUGAAAUAGAAAGAAGCUAAAUGAUUUCUUCCCCUCACAGUUUGCUAAAGGAGGGCCUACUCUGCUCCACUGAAAUCAAUGGCAAUUUAGCAGUUGACUCAAAUGGGAGCAAGUUCCUAUAAUUAUUUAAGAGGAAAGACCACCAGUAGACUUCCAGUUCCCUGGGAGCUUCUUCAUGGCUGGCUAUAUUCAAAUCUUAAGGAGCCUCCAAUUGCACCUUCCUGCUGUAGGUGAAUGCCUUAAGGCUUGCAGUUGCAAAUGGGAGUCAAUAGUAUGGAGAGGCAUAAAGAAAAUACAGCGACAGUUGCAUCUUUUUAUCAGCUAGUGAUUCAAGCACAUUUUAGUAUAAAGGAGAUAUCUUGUUUAAGGGUCUCUGCAUGCAACUGAAUAAAACAGUGUAAAUCUUCGUUUCAAUUGGAUUGUGUUUGUUUUUUGAGGAAUUUGCUCUCUGUAAAGUCUUGGAUGCUGACUACUGUAUACAUAAUUACUAUGCACUUUUAGCAAAAAAAAAGUGUGAGCUAUAAAUAAAGUUGUUUCUGAACUCCUUGUA
This is a messenger RNA of Chelonia mydas (Green sea turtle), 9113 nucleotides long. It is a transcript of the gene PAQR9, whose product is annotated as progestin and adipoQ receptor family member 9. The coding region runs from base 173 to 1237 and encodes 354 amino acids. Lineage: Eukaryota; Metazoa; Chordata; Testudines; Cheloniidae. Gene Ontology annotation, molecular function: signaling receptor activity. Gene Ontology annotation, cellular component: membrane. The transcript has a single exon. The record is from RefSeq and is a predicted model, not a curated record.